Perca flavescens (yellow perch) is the source of this 1966-nucleotide messenger RNA. RefSeq names its product ECSIT signaling integrator (gene ecsit). Lineage: Eukaryota; Metazoa; Chordata; Actinopteri; Perciformes; Percidae. Gene Ontology annotation, molecular function: protein binding. Gene Ontology annotation, biological process: cell surface receptor protein serine/threonine kinase signaling pathway; innate immune response. Bases 442 to 1782 code for a protein of 446 amino acids. The transcript is spliced from 10 exons. Gene Ontology annotation, cellular component: mitochondrion. The record is from RefSeq and is a predicted model, not a curated record.
UACGGCUACCUUGACACUAUUCGCGGAAGACCACGCAUGAUAUGAUGAUGAGUUAUGAUUAUGAAUGUCAAAAGUUGCACGUAUGAACUCUCUCCAACAGUUAUUGUCUCCAGUCUCAGUGUGUGACACAGCAACAAGUAGUAGUGUACCAGAAGAAUUCAGCAACCCAGCAACUUUUCCAGGCUACACCUCGGCGCCUGUCAAACACAAGCUGAGAUUGCGGUUGUUUGGGGAAGCGAAUGUGUGUAGGACCAGGAUGUUCUGCCGGCUUUUCACCAUGGAGGCGUCUACAGGGUGAUUUUUGAAGGAGACUCAUUUCUUCGUACGGCCUUCAGCAUAAAUGAUAUUUAUACGCGAUAGAAGUUGACUGAAGAACGUCUGUGAAUAAAGCAGAGCCACUCUUCAGUUCUGUUCCCUGAAAGUCGGCGUGAUGGCUCGACCAUGAAGUGUGCCCGCUGCUUGCUCCAGCUGCAGUGUCUCAGACUGGUGGGCCAGUCAGCCAGGUCUGCUGCCCAGCAUGGUGCUCUGCUCCGGUCAGCCUCCUCCAGUCAGCCUGACAUGGUACAUAACACCCAGGUGUUGAGGCGUUUCCACGGCAGCCCGGCAUGUGCCAAGAGACCCGUACCUGCAGAGUUCAUCAAUGAGGACGACAAGAAGAGGGACAAGUCUCUGGUCGCCCAUGACGACCUGUUUGAGCAAGUGGCCAAAGAGGUCAAAACCAAGGCCACGUUUAACAAAGUGGUGGACGUCUUCAUCAAGAGAGACAUCAGGCGGCGGGGUCACGUGGAGUUUAUCUACGCCGCGUUGAAGAAGAUGCCGGAGUUUGGCGUGGAGAGAGACCUGGCCGUCUACAACAAGCUGCUUGAUGUUUUCCCCAAAGAGGUGUUUGUGCCCCGGAACUUUAUCCAGCGAAUGUUCAACCACUAUCCCCGGCAGCAGGAGUGUGGAGUGCAGUUACUGGAGCAGAUGGAGAACUAUGGUAUCAUGCCCAACAUGGAGACCAAAGUCCUGCUGGUCCAGAUCUUUGGGGAGAAGGGCCACCCCAUGAGGAAGUACCAGCGCAUCAUGUACUGGUUCCCCAAAUUCAAACACAUAAACCCCUUCCCCGUCCCCCAGCAGCUGCCUGAAGACCCAGUGGACUUGGCCCGCUUCAGCCUCACUCGCAUCGCUAAUGACCUGGAUGCGAAAGUCAGCGUCUACCAGCUGCCCUCUACAGACAUUACAGAGAGAGGAGAGCAGAUCACACUGCCACAUAUAGUAGGCAUCCAGAGCCCCAGCCAGAUGGAGCUGCUGGCCCAGCACAGCCCCAACAGGCCCGUGUUUGUCGAGGGCCCCUUCCCUCUGUGGCUGAGGAAGACAUGUGUGUACUACUACGUCCUCAGGGCUGACCCCACGCCGCCUGACGAGAAGGUUGAGGAGCCCUUUGACCCAGAGAGGUGUUUGGCCUUCCCUCUGCAGCUAGACCUGGAUCUGGACCGUGACUUUGGGGACGAGGAGAGCUUUGAUGUGGAAGACUUGGAUGAGGGUCCGGUCUUUGCCAUGUGUAUGACCAGCCAGGGAGACCAGGCCGUCCUCAACCAGUGGAUCUCUGGCCUCCAGCAGAACAACCCCAUCCUGGGUCAGGUCCCCGCUCUGUUCCGCCUGGACGCCGGGCCCCGGGAGCUGCAGGGGCCGGCUGACACCGAGUCAGCCCACCACCACAGGACAGACAGGCCCCAGAGAGAGGAGAGACAGCCUGAAGAAGACGAAGAGCCAAGGAGAAGCCAGGGGGCCAAGUGGUGAACAGCAGUCAGACUGUGAAAUCCUGUCUAGUAUAUAUAGCUGAUUUAGAAGUCCAUGUCCAUGCUGGACUAGUGUGAGCUACUGGUUCAUUUAACUGGUGAACACACCAACUCAGCACAACCUGAGAAAGGAGGACUCUGAAUAAUGCUGGUAAGAUUCAGAAAUCCAAUAAAUUAAAUUAAAC